AUGGUUCUCGAGACAUUGGAGAGCACGAGGCUUAGUACAGUUUCGCUUGGACGUGAGAGCGUGAGCUUUUCCCAAAAGAAGGACAAAAUGAAUGUCGCAAACUUCAUAGUUCGGGGCUGCAUACUGCCGGCUCACGACGCUCGUCUAUGCUUCUACGUUGGAAACCAGAAGCUUGGACACUGGAGAUGUCAAGUUUAUCCUGGCAAGCUUGCACGACUGGAGCUUGUGAAUAGCUCUCUCGAGCUCGCUCCUUCUGGAUCGAUGUUUUGCGUCAAGCAACCACUGGAUCCAGACAGUUACUUCCCGUGCAUGGUGUUCAAGGGAUUCGAUGAAUGGGGAAACUCCGUUAGGCAGGGAACUCGGAUGCGUCUCCAGCUAUCUGGCGUACACCUCUCACAGCAAGAAGUCGAAACUGAUGGAGCCGGCAUUGUUCGCUUGAGCGAACUCAGAGUCGCAAAGGAAUACAACUUGACAGGUUCCAUCGUCCUUUCUUCGGAGGACGACAUCGUAAUGUUCGAAAUAGUUUUCAAGGGCGCUAGUCGAACCUUGAAAUUUGCAUUUGAGCAACCAAAAAGAUCUUACAUUGGACGGGAAGUUACCGGACUCAACAUUCAUGUUGUGGACGAAGCUGGUAACGUCGACACAGCAAUAGGAGGCACAAUCUCAAUGAGCUGGGACAAAGACAUUUGCUAUGUCGUCAACAAGGGACAGUGUCAGCUAAGGGGACUCACUAUGCCAAAGACUCCUGGAUUGUGGGAAGGACGAGCAUGGCACUCGGACUAUCAACUUAUGAGCUUAGCUUUCGAGAUUCAAGUUGAACUGGCGGCUGCUUGUAAACUUGUUUGUGAAGCACAAGUAAUUGCCGGAGGCUGCGGGGAAGAAAUAGCUCUCAAGUUUGAAGCACGUGACGAGCUCAACCUUCCUGGAUUUCUGAGCAAUGAAAUCGUCGAACAGGACAACGUUUGUAACAGCGGCUACAAAGCCGAAGAAGUUUCUCUAGAGAUCAUCGUUCCAGACACUUGUGAAAGACUUGAGAAAGUGGCAUACGCGACGGAUGGUUUUGCUGCAUUUCAAAGCUUCUGGGUUGACAUGCCGCUGGGCGUCUACAACUUGGUGAUCAGAGCAUCUUCGAAGCAAGUCUCGGUCCCGUUGGAAGUCACUCCUGGAAACAAUCCAACGUUGCUACGGCUCCUCGGCGAGACUCCUCGUGAGCUCACACUGUCGGACAGGGAUGACGAGCAGCAAGUCGUGCCGGAAAUGUGGGUUCUGGUGGAAUGUGAAGACGGUCGCCCCCUACAGGCCUUGCAGCAGCUCACCGUCUCGGUCUGGGAUCCGCUCGGGAAGAACUGCUUGACAAAGUCUGGAGAGAGAGACGACGAAGCAUCUGUCUAUGUUUUCCAAGGCGUGGUGGUACCGGCGAGAGCUGGACCUUACGUCCUCAAGUUUGUGCUCGAAGGCAGCGACGAAGUGACCCCGAUCAAGUGGCAGCUUAACGUGGUACAUGGAAGGCCGUAUAGGCUCAAGUUUAACAUGGAGCAGGAAAAUACCGACGUGGUGGUGGUGGACGUCGUGGAUAUUCAUGACAACAGGUGCUUCGGUUGUCGAGAGAUCUCACUUCGUGGCACUCUCACGCUGCAGCGCGCUGCCAAGCCUGCGAUCUGCUGUGUGACCGCAAUAGAUGGGCAGGCUACUUUCAGUGAUCUCGAAAUCAUGCCAGAGUUGUUUACGUUCGAGGUAUGUGCUAUUGGAGCCGAGUUUAACGACGUCAAGAGUGCUACUUCUCGUUUGGCUGUUCUUCGAGGCAACUAUUCUCGCGAACAAGUGGAGAAGCACUUGUACCAGUACAUUGUAGAACAAUCCGAAACGAUGAUCAAAAGUAUUGGCUGUGGCCUGAAAGAAUGCCAUAAAGCUCUCAAAAAUCUUCCAAAUAAGCUGUAUGCGGCCCAAGAGUCAUUGGGUCGUAAUACAGAUUUGCUGAAGCAGGCUCAGGCAAGCUUGUUGAGUGUUUAUGAGCGUCGACGAGCUGCCAGCGAUGACGAGGUUUUGCUCCGUGAAAGAAAUGAAACUCAAAGAACGGAGGGCGACAUCUUAAACGAGCUCAAGACUUUGGUUCACAAGGAGAAUUCUCCGGCAUUGGCGCUGUACACGGCUCAAGAGAUGAAACCGAUAGGCUUUCCUUUGGAUGACAUUCUGGGGCCGAUUGUUCUUCUCGCUCGGGUUGAGAAGGAUGAAAUCAACAGAAGUUUAUCCACGUUUCUUGGAGCCAGAUCCCUCCUGCAAGUCGUGUGCAAGACUUACAAAGGCAUACGAUGGCUGAGAAGCUCUGAUGCAAACGUGGACAACUCCACGGCCUUUUUAGCGUUUGUUCGCAGCAACAAGCUCUGGAUUCCAGAGAACUUUCCAGUAUUUCGUAUCGACGCGAUUAAGCAAUACAAGCGUAAGGAUGGGAAUGCCGCGGUAGAUGCUCAACAUCCUCAGAAGCUCCUUAACAUUCCACCGCCUGUUCUAUCCAAUGGCGAAAUCCCGGCUGGUUUCUUGGGCUAUGGAGUCAACUUUCUCUACUUGAGACGCGAGCACUUGGAGCUGCGCCAGAGCUUGUUCUACCAUGUUUUCCGGAAGCUACAAGUCUACAACACGGAAGAAAACAUGCUAAAUGCGUGGAACGAGAUGAGUUUGUCGUGCCAAGCAGUAUCUCUCGACGGGGGAAGGUGUGACAAAGGCCAAGUUCUUAUUGGAUCACGGAGAACAUUCGAAGUUCCAAGAUUUGCAAGUGUGCCCUGCGAAGAACGCGAGCAAUGCUCAUUGGUUCCAGCAGCAGCCUCAGCUUUCACGAGGAACAAAGAAUUUAUUCAGUGUCAGGCCAAGGUGGAGGAGUUACAAGCAGCAGCCUUGAACGACGAGAAGGAGGUCCAAGAGCUGGAAAACAAGAGGCAGGAGCUUGAGAUGAUGAUCGAGAAGUGGCAAAAACGUAUUCCAUCGGAUGUCGACAGUGAUGAUUUCUGCAAACAAAUGCAAGCUUUGCAGGAGCAAGCUCCAGACGCUGGCAGCAAAGGAACAUUGCAUAUCUACCUGGAAGAAAUCUUUGAGGAGAGGAUGAUUUCUCACACUUCUCGCAAACAUAGACUCUUGUCAAUAUGAUAUAUUUUGGA
This is a messenger RNA of Selaginella moellendorffii, 3149 nucleotides long. RefSeq lists its product as uncharacterized. The coding region runs from base 1 to 3138 and encodes 1045 amino acids. NCBI's taxonomy places the organism in Eukaryota, Viridiplantae, Streptophyta, Lycopodiopsida, Selaginellales, Selaginellaceae. The record is from RefSeq and is a predicted model, not a curated record. The transcript is spliced from 13 exons.